Messenger RNA from Acromyrmex echinatior (Panamanian leafcutter ant), 1185 nucleotides. Its product is annotated as odorant receptor 4-like. Gene Ontology annotation, cellular component: plasma membrane. Lineage: Eukaryota; Metazoa; Arthropoda; Insecta; Hymenoptera; Formicidae. Gene Ontology annotation, molecular function: odorant binding; olfactory receptor activity. The record is from RefSeq and is a predicted model, not a curated record. Gene Ontology annotation, biological process: detection of chemical stimulus involved in sensory perception of smell; sensory perception of smell.
AUGCCGCGAAAUGAACAUUAUCAAAACGAUAUUUUGUAUGUCAUGCAACCAAUUCGCAACUUGUUACUUGCGCUCGGCGCUUGGCCCUCCAUCAGAAAAGAAAGAUCUGUAUACCAGAAGACUUACAAUCUUUUGCUAAUUUGUAUAUCUUACACUCUUCUCUUUUGCGACUUUGUGCCCAGUAUCCUUUAUUGGUUUAUAGAGGCAACGUCGCGCAUUCGACUGCAAAUGAUCCCUUUUCUCUUCUAUGAUUUUAUGUCCGUUAGUCAAUAUGGCAUCUUUAUAUCUCGCUAUAAUCAACUCAAGCAGUGUUUGAUGCACGUUGAGGAGGAUUGGGAGAACGUUCUCAAUGCGGACGCACGAAACAUUAUGCUAAAAUCCGCGAGAAUAGGGAAACGCCUGAUUACGAUCUGUGGAAUUUUCAUGUAUAGUGCUGUCAUUACCUUCCGAACAAUCCUACCGUUGUUCCAGGGAAAGAUUAUCACCGAUCAGAACAUCACGAUAAGACACUUCUCCUGUCCGAGUUACUUCUUUUCCCUCGAUGUGCAAGUCACUCCUAUUUACGAGACGAUCUUUAUAAUCCAGUUUGUAAUAGGAUUCAUUCCAGUUUCGAUUGUGACAAGUGCAUGCGGCCUUACGGCGAUUUUUGUGGAACAUGCUUGCGGCCAAUUGAAAAUCUUGAUCAGUUUGAUGACAGCACUCGUACAGAAACAAUGGCAAAAGGAACAUGAAGUGAAUACAAAGCUAGCUGAAAUAGUGAAUCAUCAAAUGAGAGUGAGAAAUUUUUUACGAUUGGUACAACAUACCUUGCAAGAAGUAUAUAUAUUGGAAAUUGCAGUGAACACGGCGUCACUUUGUAUUUUAGUAUAUUUUAUGUUAGUGGACUGGGAAAGUAGAAAUAUAGCAACUGUAUGCACUUAUUGCAUAAGCAUUACAAAUGUGAUAAUUCACACGUUUCUAUUUUGUUACACCGGUGAACAGCUUACCAGUCAGGCAGAAAAGGUAGCCAUUGCUUCUUGCGAGCUUGAGUGGUUUCGUCUUCCGAACAAAAAAGCGCGUAGCGUCAUAUUACUGAUUCGUAUGUCUAACGCGCCAUCAAAGAUCUCCGCUGGUAUAUUUGUUGAUCUCUCGCUCAAGACAUUUGGUAAUCUUGUUAUUUACAACAUUAAAUAUGAUUAAUUGAAA